This is a messenger RNA of Oreochromis aureus, 5304 nucleotides long. RefSeq names its product calpain 1 (gene capn1). The record is from RefSeq and is a predicted model, not a curated record. The coding region runs from base 618 to 2738 and encodes 706 amino acids. Gene Ontology annotation, biological process: proteolysis. NCBI's taxonomy places the organism in Eukaryota, Metazoa, Chordata, Actinopteri, Cichliformes, Cichlidae. Gene Ontology annotation, cellular component: cytoplasm. The transcript is spliced from 22 exons. Gene Ontology annotation, molecular function: calcium ion binding; calcium-dependent cysteine-type endopeptidase activity.
UAGCGGCAGCAGGGCGUUUCUUCUGUAUAGAGAAGAGGGGAGGGUACAAGGAAGGGUACAUACUAAACAUGGAACGGAAAGCAUGUUGUCAAGUUGCAUGUUGAAUUUCCGUAACAAACUUUUUUUUUUCAGAGGAAACGCAUCGCAAGGGUUUGGCCACUGCUGUGAUAAGGACAGGCUGUGAUCCUGCACGGUGGGAACUUGCCAAAAAAAGAACAGACGAGGACUAGCGUUAUCUGGAAUUGGAUCUUUUGCACUGAGGAAGACGUCUCUGCUGUGACAAACUUGGGAUUUAUUUUAGCUCCUCCGUUUUUGAUUGCAAUCAAAGCAUCCAGCGAGAGUGCAACCACAUGCACCACAAGCAAGCAGCAGCCUAGCCUCAUCAGUGCUUAAUAGCGUCUUAAUAGCUACUGAUGUUUUAUUCUGAUGAUUGAGCCUUGAAGCCAUUACCACUUUAUAUCAGGUUUACAUCAGCACUUUAUAAUAUAAAAGCUCAAUAGGCUGCUGUUGCCUCUUUAAUAAUUGACACAUCUUUACUUCUUAUUGUGGUUCCAAAGAGAAUCAAAUUGAUAGCAGCAGUCAGUCCUACUGUGCUCUAGUAACUCGACAAGCUCAAGAUGGCAGAGCAGCCCAUUUAUGCCACCGGCAUGGCCUACAAGCUGAGGAGCCAGUGGGAUCGUAAUGAGGGCCUGGGGCAGAACCACAAUGCGGUGAAGUUCUUGGGUCAGGACUAUGAUUCUCUGAAAGCCCAGUGCCUUCAAAGCGGGGGAUUGUUUGAGGAUAGCCUGUUUCCUGCUGUAGCGUCAUCUUUGGGAUUCAACGAACUCGGCCCCAGAUCGGCAAAGACCAGCGGCGUCCGCUGGAUGAGGCCCACGGAGCUCUGCAAGCGGCCCGAAUUCAUCGUAGAUGGAGCUACUCGCACUGACAUCUGUCAGGGCGCUUUGGGGGACUGCUGGUUGCUGGCAGCCAUCGCAUCGCUGACCCUAAAUGACAACCUCCUCCACAGAGUGGUUCCUCACGGACAGGGUUUCCAACAGGGAUAUGCUGGCAUCUUUCACUUCCAGUUCUGGCAGUUUGGUGAGUGGGUGGACGUCGUGAUUGACGAUCGGCUGCCGGUGAAAGAUGGGAAGCUGCUGUUUGUCCACUCAGCAGAGGGAACUGAGUUUUGGAGCGCUCUGAUGGAAAAGGCUUACGCCAAGUUGAAUGGCUGUUAUGAGGCUCUGUCAGGCGGCAGCACAUGUGAGGGUUUUGAAGACUUUACCGGAGGUGUGACGGAGAUGUACGAUCUGAACAAAGCCCCCUCGGACCUCUUCAGCAUCAUCCGCAGAGCCGUUGAAAGAGGAUCACUUCUUGGCUGCUCCAUUGACAUCACCAGUGCAAAUGACAUGGAGGCCGUCACCUUCAAAAAGCUGGUGAAGGGACACGCCUACUCCCUGACUGGUGUGGAAGAGGUGUCGUACAGAGGAAACAUGACAAGGCUGGUUCGCAUCAGGAACCCCUGGGGAGAGGUGGAAUGGACCGGAGCCUGGAGUGAUAACUCCAGAGAGUGGGACUCGAUUGAUGCGUCUUCCAGAAGUCGUCUACAAAACCGCAGCGAGGAUGGUGAAUUCUGGAUGUCAUUUAACGAUUUUCUGCGUGAGUUCUCUCGUCUGGAGAUCUGCAACCUGACGGCGGACGCCCUGGAGAGCAGCCAGGUGAAGAAAUGGAGCUCCUCGCUUUUUCAGGGGGAGUGGAGGAGAGGCAGCACAGCCGGAGGCUGCAGGAACUACCCAGCAAGUUUUUGGCUGAAUCCUCAGUUCAAGAUCAUGCUGCAGAACCCAGACAAGCAGGGCAGUCCAGACUGCAGCUUUGUGGUUGCCCUCAUGCAAAAGGACCGCAGGAAGAAACGGCGAGAGGGCCAAGACAUGGAGACCAUCGGUUUCGCUCUGUACGAGAUUCCAGAUGAGUUCAAAGGGAGUUCAGGGGUUCACCUCAAGCGAGACUUUUUCCUCAGUCAUGCCUCCAGCGCUCGCUCAGAAACCUUCAUCAACUUGAGGGAGGUCAGCUCACGUCUGAAGCUGCCGAAAGGGGAGUACAUAAUCGUCCCCUCCACCUUUGAGCCAAACAAAGAGAGCGACUUCGUCCUCAGGGUGUUCUCUGAGAAGCCUGCAGACUCUGAGGAGCUCGAUGAUGAAAUUAAAGCAGAUCUUCCAGCAGAGGUUCAACUACAUGAGAGUCAGAUUGACGCAAGCUUCAAGAAUCUCUUCAGGCAGCUGGCGGGACCGGACAUGGAGAUCAGUGUCACAGAGCUGCAAACCAUACUGAACAGGAUCAUCAGCAAACAUAAAGACCUGAAGACAGAUGGCUUCUCACAAGAAGCUUGUCGCAGCAUGAUUAACCUCAUGGAUACUGAUGGCACUGGGAAGUUGGGCCUGACAGAGUUUCACGUACUCUGGGAAAAGAUUAAACGAUACCUGACUGUAUUCAGGCAGUUUGACGUGGACAAAUCGGGCACCAUGAGCUCCUACGAGAUGAGAAUGGCUCUUGAAUCUGCAGGUAUCAAGUUGACUAACCACCUGUUCCAGCUGAUCAUCCUGCGAUACACAGAGGCAGACAUGACUGUCGACUUUGACAACUUUGUCACCUGUUUGGUCAGACUGGAGACAAUGUUCAAAACCUUUAAGAACCUGGACACUGAUGGAGACGGUCAGAUAUCUCUAAACUUCUUCCAGUGGAUCACCCUGACCAUGUUUGCCUAAAGAUGAGUGGACUCCUCUGUAGCUUUUGCACUGCAGCUCUUGGUCUGUUAUGUGGUUUCAGAAGUGCCUUUUUUUCCCUUCAGUUCUUCCUCACCCUCUAUGCUGCGCAUUGCUGAGGUCCUCUGAUGCUUAAAAACCUGUAAAAUCAUGAUUACAGUGCCUGUACUGAAAAUGUGUCGCCUGUCUCGCCAACUGAAAGACGCCGGCUUCUCCACUUCGGUCAACUCUGUGAUAAAACUGGCUACUCUGGGGUCCGAAAUAAAACACCUGAUUAAAUGUGAGGGUGUCGACACAUACUUGUAUUUUUCUUUUUUACUGGAAUAGGACUUGUUAACGUAGCAAAAUUUAGUUUACAAGCUAGCUUUACCUUUUUGUAACGUUUACUGUGUAGCCUACAUGCUAAAGCUAGCUUUAUACAAAGUUGCUAAACGCAUGGCAAAGUGCCAAAAUUGUAUUUGAUCAUAAUUUGGUAGUUUUGCACUAUUACCAGUUGGUGACGUGACAUUACUCAAAGUCCACAGAAACUUUACAGUGUCUUUUACUAAGGUAACUAUGACAUGAUACCAAAGUCAAAGUAAUGUUUAUAUGUUACCUUAUUAAAUGUAAUGUCUUAAAUGUGACAUAGAAUUUUGUUUCUAAAAUUUGGUGUGACAAGGUCCAGAUCUUAUGUUGUUAUGUUAGCAUUACAUAAUCUGAAAUAUUACGCAGACAUAAGGCCGAUACAGCGUCACCACGACCAGAUUUUGUUUGUAGGGUUUCUUGCUAUCACCUUUUAAAAUGCCAAAGGUCAUAAGAGAAUGAAUGAACUAAAUAGUUUUUUAAAAAGACAAAUGUUGCAUGAAUAAGACAUUAGGGGAAAAACAUCACUGUGUUUAUUCUUUUUUGAAUUAAUAUUUUUUGUUUUUUAUUUUUUUACUGUAGAGUUUAUAAGUCCAACGUAAUGCUGUUUUCAGCAUCAAUAAUUCUUUAUGUGGCUCUUAUAAUUUUCAGAGCCUGACAAUAUAGGGUUCUUAAGAUACUGAUAUUUGAAUGAUUUUAACAUUUUAAAAUAUCAGACAAUGCUUUUUUUUCUUUAACACACACUAAACAGACAAUUUUCCCCAACAUUUAUUAUGUGAAAUUAUUUAUUUACUCAAAUAUGUUAUACCCGCCUCUUCUUGAAUCAUCAGUGUUUGUGGGGUUUCAAUCAUGUGUUGCCAACAGGGAAAUUUGCCCUUCACUAACUAUCCAACAUCAACAGUCAUAAGAUGGCUGAAGGAUUUUUUUCCCCCUAUCAAUUCUUUUUUCAGUUUUCAUUUGUCUGUCUUUAUAAAUACUCAUAAGAAUAGAUUGGCAAGUAGUUGUUAUUAUCAGUUGAUAGUAUUGGCCAACAGAUAAAUUGGUCGGGUGUAAUAAUCUGAUAUAACAUAAAUGCUGUCAUUCGUACAUUAGCCAGAUCUUUGGUAUAGCCUGUUCGGGGUUUGCUAACCACUUCUCUCUAACGUAAUAACAUUACUGUUAAAUAUGUACCACCUAACCUUAAGGGCUUUUUCUGCCUCUUUAACAUGAGAGAGGUUUAACUCAAUUUUUUCAAUUUUCUUUUAGCUUCGAACCAACUGUGUUGCAUGUUGGGGUUUCGGUAGCAUCCAUAAAUACCUCUGUGUGGCCAGAUUCAAAUGGAGAGGGAUUCAAUCAGUUGCUUACAUUUGAAGACUAUCUUUAGAAAAUUGUUUCCAAACCAAGUUAUCACAGUCCCAGUGCUGGAUGCAGUCGAAGUGGAGGGUUGCUUAGUGUGCUGGCUGGCACUGUGCAUUAUAAAUCUAUUAGUAGUUUGUACUGUAGUAUCACUGCUGGCCUGUAUUACAUCCCGUGCCAAACUUUGCUUUCACCUCAGCAUAAAGGGCCUCUUCAGAUUAUGCAGAGACAACGGUGAGGUGCUGGAUCAUCGUGAAUGUUUUAUUCUAGUAUAUAAUUGCUUAUCAUUAUGCAUGGCUCUGUUUUUGGUUUCUUGUUUUGUAAAGUAUGAAAUAAACUGGACUUUAAAGUGGUAUUAAAAAAAAGGGGAUGUGUCAACGCUAUUUUAGUCUUGCUUUUUUAAGGGAGCAGUAUGUCAAAGUUUUGGGUGAGGGUAAACUGGGAUGGGUGGAUAUGUUUGUAUGCAUGCUGUGUGAAAUGUGAUAUAUUGUGUGGCUGUCUCAUUUCUGUCCUUUCAGGAAAGCAAAAGUUUUAUCUGAGUUAUUCCAGAGAUAGACGAUGCAGUCUGGACGAUCUACAUGUAAUGUGCCACAGUUUUCAAAUGCCAAUUUCUUUUGUUUUGCCAAAAACUUUUUUUUAAGUGGAAGAAUUACAUUUUUAAGCACUUUUCACUGAAAAAGUACUGCCAAACCCUUAGGUUUUUAUGAUACUCUGACAUUCUCGUCUUCUUUUAUCUUUGUGUAAAACUGUGUAAUGUUUACAGUAAUAACUUUUCUGGGUCCUUUUGUGAACCAAACCCUUCAUUAUGCAAUGCGCUGGUUUACUGUGUAGCUUUCUCUGUAUCACUUCUUCUAUAUACACUUUGAAAAUAAACGUGGAGAGGUUUUCAUGA